AUGGCGCCCCCUAGGGGAAGGCGCCUGCCCCCUAGAGGAGUGGCGCCCCCUAGGGGAAGGCGUUUGCUCCCUAGAGGAGUGGCGCCCCAUAGGGGAAGGCGCCGGCCCCCUAGAGGAGUGGCGCCCCCUAGGGGAAGGCGCCUGCCCCCUAGAGGAGUGGCGCCCCCUAGGGGAAGGCGCCUGCCCCCUAGAGGAGUGGCGCCCCCUAGGGGAAGGCGCCUGCCCCCUAGAGGAGUGGCGCCCCCUAGGGGAAGGCGCCUGCCCCCUAGAGGAGUGGCGCCCCCUAGGGGAAGGCGCCUGCCCCCUAGAGGAGUGGCGCCCCCUGGGGGAAGGCGCCUGCCCCCUAGAGGAGUGGCGCCCCCUAGGGGAAGGCGCCUGCCCCCUAGAGGAGUGGCGCCCCCUAGGGGAAGGCGCCUGCCCCCUAGAGGAGUGGCGCCCCCUAGGGGAAGGGCGCCUAUUAGGGGAAGGGCGCCAAUUAGGGGAGUGGCGCCUAUCAGGGGAGUGGCGCCUAUUAGGGGAGUGGCGCCUAUUAGGGGAGUGGCGCCUAUUAGGGGAGUGGCGCCUAUUAGGGGAGUGGCGCCUAUUAGGGGAGUGGCGCCUAGCCUAUUAGGGGAGUGGCGCCUAUUAGGGGAGUGGCGCCUAUUAGGGGAGUGGCACCUAUUAGGGGAGUGGCGCCUAUUAGGGGAGUGGCGCCUAUUAGGGGAGUGGCGCCUAUUAGGGGAGUGGGGCCUAAUAGGGGAGUGGCGCCUAUUAGCGGAGUGGCGCCUAUUAGGGGAGUGGCGCCUAUUAGGGGAGUGGCGCCUAUUAGGGGAGUGGCGCCUAUUAGCGGAGUGGCGCCUAUUAGGGGAGUGGCGCCUAUUAGGGGAGUGGCGCCUAUUAGGGGAGUGGCGCCCAUUAGGGGAGUGGCGCCUAUUAGGGGAGUGGCGCCGAUUAGGGGAGUGGCGCCUAUUAGGGGAGUGGCGCCUAUUAGGGGAGUGGCGCCUAUUAGGGGAGUGGCGCCUAUUAGGGGAGUGGCGCCUAUUAGGGGAGUGGCGCCUAUUAGGGGAGUGGCGCCUAUUAGGGGAGUGGCGCCUAUUAGGGGAGUGGCGCCUAAUAGGGGAGUGGCGCCUAUUAGGGGAGUGGCGCCUAUUAGGGGAGUGGCGCCCAUUAGGAGAGUGGCGCCUAUUAGGGGAGUGGCGCCGAUUAGGGGAGUGGCGCCUAUUAGGGGAGUGGCGCCUAUUAGGGGAGUGGCGCCUAUUAGGGGAGUGGCGCCUAUUAGGGGAGUGGCGCCUAAUAGGGGAGUGGCGCCUAUUAGGGGAGGGAGUGGCGCCUACUAUUAGGGGAGUGGCGCCUAAUAAGGAAGUGGCGCCUAUUAGGGGAGUGGCGCCUAUUAGGGGAGUGGCGCCUAUUAGGGGAGUGGCGCCUAUUAGGGGAGUGGCGCCUAUUAAGGGAGUGGUGCCUAUUAGGGGAGUGGCGCCUAUUAGGGGAGUGGCGCCUAUUAGGGGAGUGGCGCCUAUUAGGGGAGUGGCGCCUAUUAGGGGAGUGGCGCCUAUUAGGGGAGUGGCGCCUAGCCUAUUAGGGGAGUGGCGCCUAUUAGGGGAGUGGCGCCUAUUAGGGGAGUGGCACCUAUUAGGGGAGUGGCGCCUAUUAGGGGAGUGGCGCCUAUUAGGGGAGUGGCGCCUAUUAGGGGAGUGGGGCCUAAUAGGGGAGUGGCGCCUAUUAGCGGAGUGGCGCCUAUUAGGGGAGUGGCGCCUAUUAGGGGAGUGGCGCCUAUUAGGGGAGUGGCGCCUAUUAGGGGAGUGGCGCCUAUUAGGGGAGUGGCGCCCAUUAGGAGAGUGGCGCCUAUUAGGGGAGUGGCGCCGAUUAGGGGAGUGGCGCCUAUUAGGGGAGUGGCGCCUAUUAGGGGAGUGGCGCCUAUUAGGGGAGUGGCGCCUAUUAGGGGAGUGGCGCCUAAUAGGGGAGUGGCGCCUAUUAGGGGAGUGGCGCCUAUUAGUGGAGGGAGUGGCGCCUACUAUUAGGGGAGUGGCGCCUAAUAAGGAAGUGGCGCCUAUUAGGGGAGUGGCGCCUAUUAGGGGAGUGGCGCCUAUUAGGGGAGUGGCGCCUAUUAAGGGAGUGGCGCCUAUUAAGGGAGUGGUGCCUAUUAGGGGAGUGGCGCCUAUUAGGGGAGUGGCGCCUAUUAGGGGAGUGGCGCCUAUUAGGGGAGUGGCGCGUAGUAGGGGAGUGGCGCCUAUUAGGGGAGUGGCGCCUAUUAGGGGAGUGGCGCCUAUUAGGGGAGUGGCGCCUAUUAGGGGAGUGGCGCCUAUUAGGGGAGUGGCGCCUAUAAGGGGAGUGGCACCUAUUAGGGGAGUGGCGCCUAUUAGGGGAGUGGCGCCUAGUAGGGGAGUGGCGCCUAUUAGGGGAGUGGCGCCUAUUAGGGGAGUGGCACCUAUUAGGGGAAAGGCGCCUAUUAGGGGAGUGGCGCCUAUUAAGGGAGUGGCGCCUAUUAGGGGAGUGGCGCCUAUUAGGGGAGUGGCGCCUAUUAGGGGAGUGGCGCCUAUUAGGGGAGUGGCGGCGCCUAUUAGGGGAGUGGCGCCUAUUAGGGGAGUGGCGCCGCCUAUUAGGGGAGUGGCGCCGCCUAUUAGGGGAGUGGCGCCGCCUAUUCGGGGAGUGGCGCCUAUUAGGGGAGUGGCGCCUAUAAGGGGAGUGGCGCCUACUAUUAGGGGAGUGGCGCCUAUUAGGGGAGUGGCGCCUAUUAGGGGAGUGGCGCCUAUUAGGGGAGUGGCGCCUAUUAGGGGAGUGGCGCCUAUUAGUGGAUGGCGCCUAUUAGGGGAGUGGCGCCUAGUAGGGGAGUGGCGCCUAUUAGGGGAGUGGCGCCUAUUAGGGGAGUGGCGCCUAUUAGGGGAGUGGCGCCUAUUAGGGGAGUGGCGCCUAUUAGGGGAGUGGCGCCUAUUAGGGGAGUGGCGCCUAUUAGGGGAGUGGCGCCUAGUAGGGGAGUGGCGCCUAGUAGGGGAGUGGCGCCUAUUAGGGGAGUGGCGCCUAUUAGGGGAGUGGCGCCUAUCAGGGGAAAGGCGCCUAUUAGGGGAGUGGCGCCUAUUAGGGGAGUGGCGCCUAUUAGGGGAGUGGCGCCUAUUAGGGGAGUGGCGCCUAUUAGGGGAGUGGCGGUGCCUAUUAGGGGAGUGGCGCCUAUUAGGGGAGUGGCGCCUAUUAGGGGAGUGGCGCCUACUAUUAGGGGAGUGGCGCCUAUUAGGGGAGUGGCGCCUAUUAGGGGAGUGGCGCCUAUUAGGGGAGAGGCGCCUAUUAGGGGAGUGGCGCCUAUUAGGGGAGUGGCGCCUAUUAGGGGAGUGGCUGGCGUCUAUUAGGGGAGUGUCGCCUAUUAAGGAAGUGGCGCCUAUUAGGGGAUGGCGCCUAUUAGGGGAGUGGCGCCUAUUAGUGGAGUGGCGCCUAUUAGGGGAGUGGCGCCUUUUAGGGGAGUGGCGCCUAUUAGGGGAGUGGCGCCUAUUAGGGGAGUGGCGCCUAUUAGGGGAGUGGCGCCUAUUAGGGGAGUGGCGCCUAUUAGGGGAGUGGCGCCUAUUAGGGGAGUGGCGCCUAUUAGGGGAGUGGCGCCUAUUAGGGGAGUGGGGCCUAUUAGGGGAGUGGCGCCUAUUAGGGGAGUGGCGCCUAUUAGGGGAGUUGCGCCUAUUAGGGGAGUGGCGCCUAUUAGGGGAGUGGCGCCUAUUAGGGGAGUGGCGCCUAUUAGGGGAGUGGCGCCUAUUAGGGGAGUGGCGCCUAUUAGGGGAGUGGCGCCUAUUAGGGGAGUGGCGCCUAUUAGGGGAGUGGCGCCUAUUAGGGGAGUGGCGCCUAUUAGGGGAGUGGCGCCUAGUAGGGGAGUGGCGCCUAUUAGGGGAGUGGCGCCUAUUAGGGGAGUGGCGCCUAUUAGGGGAAAGGCGCCUAUUAGGGGAGUGGCGCCUAUUAGGGGAGUGGCGCCUAUUAGGGGAGUGGCGCCUAUUAGGGGAGUGGCGCCUAUUAGGGGAGUGGCGCCUAUUAGGGGAGUGGCGGCGCCUAUUAGGGGAGUGGCGCCUAUUAGGGGAGUGGCGCCGCCUAUUAGGGGAGUGGCGCCGCCUAGUAGGGGAGUGGCGCCGCCUAUUCGGGGAGUGGCGCCUAUUAGGGGAGUGGCGCCUAUUAGGGGAGUGGCGCCUACUAUUAGGGGAGUGGCGCCUAUUAGGGGAGUGGCGCCUAUUAGGGGAGAGGCGCCUAUUAGGGGAGUGGCGCCUAUUAGGGGAGUGGCGCCUAUUAGGGGAGUGGCUGGCGCCUAUUAGGGGAGUGGCGCCUAUUAAGGAAGUGGCGCCUAUUAGGGGAGUGGCGCCAAUUAGGGGAGUGGCGCCUAUUAGGGGAGUGGCGCCUAUUAGGGGAGUGGCGCCUAUUAAGGGAGUGGCGCCUAUUAGGGGAGUGGCGCCUAUUAGGGGAGUGGCGCCUAUUAGUGGAGUGGCGCCUAUUAGGGGAGUGGCGCCUUUUAGGGGAGUGGCGCCUAUUAGGGGAGUGGCGCCUAUUAGGGGAGUGGCGCCUAUUAGGGGAGUGGCGCCUAUUAGGGGAGUGGCGCCUAUUAGGGGAGUGGCGCCUAUUAGGGGAGUGGCGCCUAUUAGGGGAGUGGCGCCUAUUAGGGGAGUGGGGCCUAUUAGGGGAGUGGCGCCUAUUAGGGGAGUGGCGCCUAUUAGGGGAGUUGCGCCUAUUAGGGGAGUGGCACCUAUUAGGGGAGUGGCGCCUAUCAGUGGAGUGGCGCCUAUUAGGGGAGUGGCGCCUAUUAGGGGAGUGGCUGGCGCCUUUAAGGGGAGGGAGUGGCGCCUAUUCGGGGAGUGGCGCCUAUUAGGGGAGUGGCGCCUAUUAGGGGAGUGGCGCCUAUCAGGGGAGUGGCGCCUAUUAGGGGAGUGGCGCCUAUUAGGGGAGUGGCGCCUAGUAGGGGAGUGGCGCCUAUUAGGGGAGUGGCGCCUAUUAGGGGAGUGGCGCCUAUUAGGGGAAAGGCGCCUAUUAGGGGAGUGGCGCCUAUUAGGGGAGUGGCGCCUAUUAGGGGAGUGGCGCCGCCUAUUAGGGGAGUGGUGCCUAUUAGGGGAGUGGCGCCUAUUAGGUAAGUGGCGCCUAUUAGGGGAGUGGCGCCUAUUAGGGGAGUGGCGCCUAUUAGGGGAGUGGCGCCUAUUAGGGGAGUGGCGCCUAUUAGGGGAAAGGCGCCUAUUAGGGGAGUGGCGCCUAUUAGGGGAGUGGCGCCUAUUAGGGGAGUGGCGCCUAUUAGGGGAGUGGCGCCUAUUAGGGGAGUGGCGCCUAUUAGGGGAGUGGCGGCGCCUAUUAGGGGAGUGGCGCCUAUUAGGGGAGUGGCGCCGCCUAUUAGGGGAGUGGCGCCGCCUAUUCGGGGAGUGGCGCCUAUUAGGGGAGUGGCGCCUAUUAGGGGAGUGGCGCCUACUAUUAGGGGAGUGGCGCCUAUUAGGGAAGUGGCGCCUAUUAGGGGAGUGGCGCCUAUUAGGGGAGUGGCGCCUAUUAGGGGAGUGGUGCCUAUUAGGGGAGUGGCGCCUAUUAGGGGAGUGGCGCCUAUUAGGGGAGUGGCGCCUAUUAGGGGAGUGGCGCCUAUUAGGGGAGUGGCGCCUAUUAGGGGAGUGGCGCCUAUUAGGGGAGUGGCGCCUAUUAGGGAAAAGGCGCCUAUUAGGGGAGUGGCGCCUAUUAGGGGAGUGGCGCCUAUUAGGGGAGUGGCGCCUAUUAGGGGAGUGGCGCCUAUUAGGGGCGUGGCGCCUAUUAGGGGCGUGGCGCCUAUUAGGGGAGUGGCGCCUAUUAGGGGAGUGGCGCCUAUUAGGGGAGUGGCGCCUAUUAGGGGAGAGGCGCCUAUUAGGGGAGUGGCGCCUAUUAGGGGAGUGGCGCCUAUUAGGGGAGUGGCGCCUAUUGGGGGAGAGGCGCCUAAUAGGGGAGUGGCGCAUAUUAGGGGAGUGGCGCCUAUUAGUGGAGUGGCGCCUAUUAGGGGAGUGGCGCCUAUUAGGGGAGUGGCUGGCGCCUUUAAGGGGAGUGGCCCCUAUUAGGGGAUGGCGCCUAUUAAGGGAGUGGCGCCUAUUAGGGGAGUGGCACCUAUUAGGGGAGUGGCGCCUAUUAGGGGAGUGGCGCCUAUUAGGGGAGUGGCGCCUAGUAGGGGAGUGGCGCCUAUUAGGGGAGUGGCGCCUAUUAGGGGAGUGGCGCCUAUUAGGGGAGUGGCGCCUAUUAGGGGAGUGGCGCCUAUUAGGGGAGUGGCGCCUAUUAGGGGAGUGGCGCCUAUUAGGGGAGUGGCGCCUAUUAGGGGAGUGGGGCCUAUUAGGGGAGUGGCGCCUAUUAGGGGAGUGGCGCCUAUUAGGGGAGUUGCGCCUAUUAGGGGAGUGGCGCCUAUUAGGGGAGUGGCGCCUAUCAGUGGAGUGGCGCCUAUUAGGGGAGUGGCGCCUAUUAGGGGAGUGGCUGGCGCCUUUAAGGGGAUGGCGCCUAUUAAGGGAGUGGCGCCUAUUAGGGGAGUGGCGCCUAUUAGGGGAGUGGCGCCUAUUAGGGGAGUGGCGCCUAUUAGGGGAGUGGCGCCUAGUAGGGGAGUGGCGCCUAUUAGGGGAGUGGCGCCUAUUAGGGGAGUGGCGCCUAUUAGGGGAGUGGCGCCUAUUAGGGGAGUGGCGCCUAUUAGGGGAGUGGCGCCUAUCAGGGGAGUGGCGCCUAUUAGGGGAGUGGCGCCUAUUAGGGGAGUGGCGCCUAGUAGGGGAGUGGCGCCUAUUAGGGGAGUGGCGCCUAUUAGGGGAGUGGCGCCUAUUAGGGGAAAGGCGCCUAUUAGGGGAGUGGCGCCUAUUAGGGGAGUGGCGCCUAUUAGGGGAGUGGCGCCUAUUAGGGGAGUGGCGCCUAUUAGGGGAGUGGCGCCUAUUAGGGGAGUGGCGGCGCCUAUUAGGGGAGUGGCGCCUAUUAGGGGAGUGGCGCCGCCUAUUAGGGGAGUGGCGCCGCCUAGUAGGGGAGUGGCGCCGCCUAUUCGGGGAGUGGCGCCUAUUAGGGGAGUGGCGUCUAUUAGGGGAGUGGCGCCUACUAUUAGGGGAGUGGCGCCUAUUAGGGGAGUGGCGCCUAUUAGGGGAGUGGCGCCUAUUAGGGGAGAGGCGCCUAUUAGGGGAGUGGCGCCUAUUAGGGGAGUGGCGCCUAUUAGGGGAGUGGCUGGCGCCUAUUAGGGGAGUGGCGCCUAUUAAGGAAGUGGCGCCUAUUAGGGGAGUGGCGCCAAUUAGGGGAGUGGCGCCUAUUAGGGGAGUGGCGCCUAUUAGGGGAGUGGCGCCUAUUAAGGGAGUGGCGCCUAUUAGGGGAGUGGCGCCUAUUAGGGGAGUGGCGCCUAUUAGUGGAGUGGCGCCUAUUAGGGGAGUGGCGCCUUUUAGGGGAGUGGCGCCUAUUAGGGGAGUGGCGCCUAUUAGGGGAGUGGCGCCUAUUAGGGGAGUGGCGCCUAUUAGGGGAGUGGCGCCUAUUAGGGGAGUGGCGCCUAUUAGGGGAGUGGCGCCUAUUAGGGGAGUGGCGCCUAUUAGGGGAGUGGGGCCUAUUAGGGGAGUGGCGCCUAUUAGGGGAGUGGCGCCUAUUAGGGGAGUUGCGCCUAUUAGGGGAGUGGCGCCUAUUAGGGGAGUGGCGCCUAUCAGUGGAGUGGCGCCUAUUAGGGGAGUGGCGCCUAUUAGGGGAGUGGCUGGCGCCUUUAAGGGGAGGGAGUGGCGCCUAUUCGGGGAGUGGCGCCUAUUAGGGGAGUGGCGCCUAUUAGGGGAGUGGCGGAGCCUAUUAGGGGAGUGGCGCCGCCUAGGGGAGUGGCACCGCCUAUUAGGGGAGUGGCGCCGCCUAUUAGGGGAGUGGUGCCUAUUAGGGGAGUGGCGCCUAUUAGGUAAGUGGCGCCUAUUAGGGGAGUGGCGCCUAUUAGGGGAGUGGCGCCUAUUAGGGGAGUGGCGCCUAUUAGGGGAGUGGCGCCUAUUAGGGGAAAGGCGCCUAUUAGGGGAGUGGCGCCUAUUAGGGGAGUGGCGCCUAUUAGGGGAGUGGCGCCUAUUAGGGGAGUGGCGCCUAUUAGGGGAGUGGCGCCUAUUAGGGGAGUGGCGCCUAUUAGGGGAGUGGCGGCGCCUAUUAGGGGAGUGGCGCCUAUUAGGGGAGUGGCGCCGCCUAUUAGGGGAGUGGCGCCGCCUAUUCGGGGAGUGGCGCCUAUUAGGGGAGUGGCGCCUAUUAGGGGAGUGGCGCCUAGUAUUAGGGGAGUGGCGCCUAUUAGGGAAGUGGCGCCUAUUAGGGGAGUGGCGCCUAUUAGGGGAGUGGUGCCUAUUAGGGGAGUGGCGCCGAUUAGGGGAGUGGCGCCUAUUAGGGGAGUGGCGCCUAUUAGGGGAGUGGCGCCUAUUAGGGGAGUGGCGCCUAUUAGGGGAGUGGCGCCUAUUAGGGGAGUGGCGCCUAUUAGGGGAAAGGCGCCUAUUAGGGGAGUGGCGCCUGUUAGGGGAGUGGCGCCUAUUAGGGGAGUGGCGCCUAUUAGGGGAGUGGCGCCUAUUAGGGGCGUGGCGCCUAUUAGGGGCGUGGCGCCUAUUAGGGGAGUGGCGCCUAUUAGGGGAGUGGCGCCUAUUAGGGGAGUGGCGCCUAUUAGGGGAGAGGCGCCUAUGA
Closterium sp. NIES-65 is the source of this 8559-nucleotide messenger RNA. NCBI's taxonomy places the organism in Eukaryota, Viridiplantae, Streptophyta, Zygnematophyceae, Desmidiales, Closteriaceae. The record is from the annotation of a GenBank genome assembly.